AAGGGGAGGAGGCGGAGGCGGGCGCGGUGGUGGCGGCGGCCGGCACGACGGCUGAGGCGAGGUUGUGCCCCUGACUGUGUCCACCGAGCUCAGCGGCUGUUGCCUACGCGUGGAGGAGCAGCGGCGCCGAGAGGCAGAGGAGGAUCGCGGGCGAGCGCGGCGGCAGGACGUCCACGGUGGCCGCGGCCCCGGCGGCGGCCGGCGACAAUCGGCGUGGGGAAGCAGCGGCGGCCGCAGCGGCAGCCGCCUCUCCGCCACCGGGACGCCGAGGCGCGGCUGGCGGCGCUGACAUCCACGGCCCUGCCUCUCCUUCCUCGCCCCCGGCCCUCCCCAUGUGAUCGGUCUUAAUCCCGACCGUGUGCGCGCGUGGGGGCUCCAUUGCGCGGCGCCCGGUGUCGGUGCCGGGGUGGGUGCUCGCGUGCGCUUCUCCUCCCCAUCCCCCGCCCCGUCCCCAAGAAUAAAAGAAGAACCGGGAGGCGUGCUCAGAAAAUAAAUAAAUAACCAGCACACACGCGCAGCCCGGAGCGAGGCGGCGGGGCUGGCGGCGGCGGAGGAGGAGUGAAGGCGGCGGCGGCGGAGGAGGGACGCUCGGAGCCGGCAGUAACUUUCGAGCCAGCCCAGAGCCCGGAGCUCCAGCCGAGCGGUUUGCAGCGCGGCGGCGGCGGCGCUGAGUGUCUGGCCCGCCGGUGCGGUCGGGGUGUGCAGUCGGACGGGACGAGCAGCGUGUCGCUGUCCCCCCCCUCCCGGCCGCUGGAGAUGUCCGAGCCCAAGGCGAUUGAUCCCAAGUUGUCGACGACCGACAGGGUGGUGAAAGCUGUUCCGUUUCCGCCAAGUCACCGGCUGACAGCGAAGGAAGUGUUUGAUAAUGAUGGGAAGCCGCGUGUGGAUAUCUUAAAAGCACAUCUCAUGAAGGAGGGCAGGCUGGAAGAGAGUGUCGCCUUGAGAAUAAUCACAGAGGGUGCUUCGAUUCUUCGACAGGAAAAGAACUUGCUGGAUAUUGAUGCCCCAGUCACAGUUUGUGGGGACAUCCAUGGACAGUUCUUUGACUUGAUGAAGCUCUUUGAAGUGGGAGGAUCCCCUGCCAACACUCGCUACCUCUUCUUAGGGGACUAUGUUGACAGAGGGUACUUCAGUAUUGAAUGUGUGCUGUAUUUGUGGGCCUUGAAAAUUCUUUACCCCAAAACACUGUUUUUACUUCGUGGAAAUCAUGAAUGUAGACAUCUAACAGAGUAUUUCACAUUUAAACAAGAAUGUAAAAUAAAGUAUUCAGAACGAGUUUAUGACGCCUGUAUGGACGCCUUCGACUGCCUUCCGCUGGCCGCACUGAUGAACCAGCAGUUCCUGUGUGUCCAUGGUGGUUUGUCCCCAGAGAUUAACACUCUAGAUGACAUCAGAAAAUUAGACCGAUUCAAAGAACCACCUGCUUAUGGGCCCAUGUGUGACAUCCUGUGGUCGGACCCCCUGGAGGACUUCGGGAAUGAGAAGACUCAGGAACAUUUCACUCACAACACAGUCAGGGGAUGUUCAUAUUUCUACAGUUAUCCGGCUGUCUGUGACUUCCUGCAGCACAAUAACCUGUUGUCCAUCCUCCGAGCCCACGAAGCCCAGGACGCGGGGUACCGCAUGUACAGGAAAAGCCAAACAACAGGCUUCCCUUCUCUGAUUACAAUUUUCUCAGCACCAAAUUACUUAGAUGUGUACAAUAACAAAGCUGCAGUGUUGAAGUACGAGAACAACGUGAUGAACAUCAGGCAGUUCAACUGUUCUCCCCACCCAUACUGGCUCCCGAAUUUCAUGGAUGUCUUCACCUGGUCGCUGCCAUUUGUUGGGGAGAAAGUCACUGAGAUGCUGGUGAACGUCCUCAACAUCUGCUCAGACGAUGAGCUGGGGUCAGAGGAAGAUGGAUUUGACGGAGCCACGGCUGCAGCCCGGAAGGAGGUCAUCAGGAACAAGAUCCGAGCAAUAGGCAAAAUGGCCAGAGUGUUCUCAGUUCUCAGAGAAGAGAGUGAGAGUGUUCUGACCCUGAAGGGCCUGACCCCGACAGGCAUGCUCCCCAGCGGAGUACUUUCCGGAGGGAAACAGACCCUGCAAAGCGCUACUGUUGAGGCUAUUGAGGCUGAUGAAGCUAUCAAAGGAUUUUCACCACAGCAUAAGAUCACUAGCUUCGAGGAGGCGAAGGGCUUGGACCGAAUUAACGAGAGGAUGCCACCUCGCAGAGAUGCCAUGCCCUCCGACGCCAACCUUAACUCCAUCAACAAGGCUCUCGCCUCAGAGACUAACGGCACGGACAGCAACGGCAGUAAUAGCAGCAAUAUUCAGUGACCACUUCCUGUUCACUUUUUUUUUUUUUUUGAGCUGCAGGUCAUGAUGGGAUUGCUGCAUCUCAGCAGUUGGAUGUUCUUGCCUCUGACGGUAGCUUGUUUGCUCUGGGGGCCAGGAAUUGGAUUCAGUUUACACUAUCAUGAAAUAAAAAAAAAAAAGAGGGAGAGAGAUAAUAAACUAUAUUUUGGUGAGGGUGGUGAUUAAACACCUCUUUUGGGUAUGCCUUUAAAAAAUGCUUCUAGGAAAAAAAGGUUUUAAAAAGAAAGCUAAUGCUAGUCUAUACUGCAAUGUUAGGGAAGUGAACGUGUUUUCUGACUACACUGGGGACUUCUAGAUAGGUUAAUGAAAGGCCUUUUACUCUGUUACUGGACACGAAAACUUUGUCUAAUUUCUUAUACUCUAUUGUACGUUUACAGUGCAGCACUAAAAAUGGAUGACAUCAAACAUUUUUAACGACGACAAAAACAAUGAUGUACAAACUAAAUAAGGACUAUUUAUUGAUAAGGUUUUGCUACUUUCGUCAGACAAUGGCUAGAAACUGAAUUAGGCAGUCUUUAAAAAAAAAAAAACCUGGAAAAAAAAGAAUGUUGCAAAUUUGUUAAAAUGCCAAAAAAGGACAGUUUAAUUUUGUAUAGCUCGUGCUUACCUCAGGUUCCUUUAGUUUGCUUGAAUACCCUUCUUUCCGUAGAGCACUUGUUAAUUUGGCAGCGAAUACAUUUUCUUUAAGUUUUAAAAAAAAAACUGGAAUAAUUACACCCAUCUUUUUUGCUGUUUAUAUUUAGGGGUUUUGUUGAUAAAUCAAGUCUCGGUUGUGGCUUGCUGAAUUCAAUAUUUAUGAGUGGCGCAUUUUUAAGUAUAGUGAACACGACACCACAGUGCAGUGACGAAGCAUCUGUAUUCUGUAAAAAACAAAAACAAAAAAAAAAUCUGCCUAUGCAUGUUUUUUAAGAAAAAAAUAAAUAAAAUGGCUGUAUCGGCCUGUAUGGGACUGUAAUGCGCUUAGUGGUCUGACAUAUACUGGAAAUGUAUGUAUACUGGCAUACUUUAUAUUCUCUAAAAUGCUUAAUGCCUUUGAAAUUUUGUAAUCAAAAAAAAGCUUUGAAAAAAUCUAAAGGGGAGAGUAUUCUUAAAAGUUUUUAACAUAAGCUUGUCAGUGCACACAUAGAUGGUUGGCAUGUUUAGCAAACUUUGUGAAAUUUAAAUAAGUUUGUAGUUACCUGUGAAACUCUAAAUGCAUGGUCACCGUUAAUGUCAUAACAAUUUAGUUAUUUCCUUCUCUUCUGUCAUGUGCCACAAAAAAUAUGUACUUUUUUCACUUUUUUUCCCUUUGUAUAUUAGUUACGGGUUACAACUGGUUCAUUCUGAAAACAACAACAACCACCAACAAAAGUCCAUUCAUAUUUUUUAACAAUUGUAUAAGUGCCCAAGUCAUUCACUACAGCCUAAAGCCUUGCCUUUGUAAUUUGACUUCUGAAAUGUUGGCAGUCAAAGCAUGCACCUGUAACCAUGACAAAGAAAAAGCAUUUUAUAUUACUAUUCAAUAAAAUGUGCAUGAACUUAAAGAACGCUCAUCCUUUCACUGAGUCUGCUGAAGGGAAUCUUUUGCACAGCCACCAUGGUGUCCUCCGGGUGCUGGCCCUUCAACACCCUGCACACUUAAGACAGGCUGCUGCCUAAGGGCCUUGUGAUCUGAGGAGUGCUACCCACUUCUGCUGUAAAAGUCUUGGUGGAUUUGCGUCUCAAAAAUCAGGCGAGAGAAGUCUACCUAGAGAGCAGAUGCCAUCUUCUGGCUCCCUUGAAUGCAGGACCUAUUUAAGAAACUAAAGCAUUCCUUUUCAUUGAAAACUAAAAACGAAAUAAUCACCAGUUUGUUAUCAGGUUGUAUCAGUUGUGUGGGAUGCCCCUCAGCCCCGCUCUAGUGAGGACGAGUCUCCUAGGCACAUUUCCAUCAGAGGAGAGCUGCGUUUGUAGUGCCGUGAAGGUUGUGUUCCCGUGCUUCAGUUACUUCCACACAGAGGUUUAGGAGACAUCACGUUUCAGUUUGUUUCUAGCAUUGUUCGUUUUUCAACGCACUUUGUUUAUGUAAUAAAUUAUGCCUGUUAUAUUAAAUAAUAAGAAUAUGACAAUCAGUAAUAGAGUGUACCAAAACAAAGAUACAUUCGCUGACAAAAACUUCCCCAGGGUUAUUUGAAUGAAUCAAAACGGGUUUUUUUUGUUUUUUUGGUUUUUUUUUGUUUUUUUGUUUUUUUUCCCUGUGGAUAUUUUCCUAAUUUUAAACAAAAGUGGCAUCCAAGGAAAAAAGAUGCAACUUGCUAGAAUGAUGUGAAAGAAAUGAUAAUUCUGGUACCAAUUUGUGUAUUUUCUUUCUUCUAUCUGCAGAGAAAAUAUCCCAAAAAUUUUAUUAUUAAUAACAAUCGGGUUUUUUGGAUUCCUUUCUUUUGCAAAUUGUGCUAAGGAAACUAUGGCAUAGAAAUAAACAUUUGACAU
Microtus oregoni (creeping vole) is the source of this 4809-nucleotide messenger RNA. RefSeq names its product protein phosphatase 3 catalytic subunit alpha (gene Ppp3ca). Gene Ontology annotation, biological process: calcineurin-NFAT signaling cascade. The coding region runs from base 757 to 2322 and encodes 521 amino acids. Gene Ontology annotation, molecular function: calmodulin-dependent protein phosphatase activity; calmodulin binding. The transcript has 14 exons. The record is from RefSeq and is a predicted model, not a curated record. Gene Ontology annotation, cellular component: cytoplasm; cytosol; calcineurin complex. Lineage: Eukaryota; Metazoa; Chordata; Mammalia; Rodentia; Cricetidae.